GAAGCGUUGCUUUACGACUGUUCGGACAGGCGCGCCGGGUCGGCGUUCACUGCUUGCUAGUUCUUUGAUAUCCACGUGGGCCGCUCUCCGUGUUUUUGCAAGUAACUCAGCCCUCCUGGCGUGAACCAAAGACAUUGAAGGACGGAGUGGCAACGGAGGUCAAGGGUCUUGAAGUGAUGGAUUUUGCUGCUGAAAGUGAAGAGAUGUCGGGAGGAGGUCUCCAGAGUGAAGCUGAGGGGGCGCGGCUAAGUCAAGAGUCAGAUCAAGAGAGAGUCAGGGGUACAGUAGAGACGGAGGAGUCCGGCGAUGGAGAGGCGGAGAAUGGUCUGACCAGAAUGGAGAAGACAGGGGCAGGGGAAGAAGAAAGUAGACGAAGAGCAGAGAUGCGAAUGGACCUAACGGUUGUGAAGCAAGAAGUAAUGGACUGGUCAGAAAUGGUAGAAGGUACGCUGAAUGGCCAGUGGGUAAAGCAGGAGCAGGACGAACCUGAGGUGAAAGAAGAAAAACCAGGCACACUGGAGGUGAAGCAGGAGAUGGAUAGUAGUUUGAUGGUAAAAGAAGAAAAGGUGGAAGAAACAGAGAUAAAGGAAGAGAAAGUGAAGGUGAAGGAAGAAGUGAUGGACUGGCUAGAAGUGAAGGAAGAGAAGAACGAUAGCUUGGAGAUUAAACGUGAGGAAGUGUCUCUUGAUCAGAAUAUUAAAAAGGAGGAAAUAAUGGAUGAAGUGUAUGUAAAAGAAGAGAAGUAUUUCCCCAAAGAAGAAAUGAUGGAUGAUACAAAGGUGAAAGAGGAGCCUCAGAUAAAUCCCUCAGUGGGCUCCAAGCGGAAACUGGCCAUGUCAAGAUGUGAAACUUGUGGUACAGAAGAAGCGAAGUACAGAUGUCCACGUUGUUUGCGGUAUUCCUGCAGUUUGCCCUGUGUAAAGAAACACAAAGCAGAACUAACAUGUAACGGAGUUCGAGAUAAAACUGCCUAUGUUUCAAUACAACAGUUUACUGAAAUGAAUCUCCUAAGUGAUUAUCGAUUUUUGGAAGAUGUGGCAAGAACAGCAGAUCAUAUUUCUAGAGAUGCUUUCUUGAAAAGACCAAUCAGCAAUAAACAUAUGUACUUUAUGAAAAAUCGUGCUCGAAAGCAAGGUAUUAAUUUAAAACUUCUACCCAAUGGAUUCACAAAAAGGAAAGAAAAUUCAACUUUUUUUGAUAAGAAAAAACAACAGUUUUGUUGGCAUGUGAAGCUUCAGUUUCCUCAGAGUCAAGCUGUGUAUGUAGAAAAAAGAGUACCAGAUGAUAAAACUCUUAAUGAAAUCCUAAGACCUUACAUUGAUCCUGAAAAGUCUGAUCCUGUAAUUCGUCAAAGGUUGAAAGCCUACAUUUGCUCUCAGACUGGGAUCCGAAUUUUAAUGAAGGUAGAAAAUAUACAGCAAAAUUUAGUAAGAUAUUAUGAGCUGGAUCCUGACAAAAGUCUCCUUGACAAUUUGAGGGGCAAAGUGAUCAUUGAGUACCCAACAUUACAUGUGGUAUUAAAAGAAUACAGUAAUGACAUGAAAGUUCUUCACCAAGUGAAUAGUGGAUCUACUAAGAAAACUGGUGAUGAAAAUUGAGCACUUCUCUUGGAGGAAGAAUGUGGCCGUGCCCAGGUAGUGGCAGAGGACCCUGCUGGAAGAUUUGGGGGUACUUUCACUUGCUCGUUGGAAAGUUUUGUUUCUCUGAAAAGUGAUUAAACCAUCUUGGAAAAAAAAUGUUUUAAUGUAUUUUCUAGCUUCCUGAAUUGACUUGUAAGGCUCAGACUUUAAUAUGCUUUAUUCUGUAGGCUGAAAACUUGGUUAGUUUGAUCCAAGGAUCCUGCGUUAGCCAAAAGUUGGCCUUCUCUCUAGCAGAACCUGACUAAGGAACGACCAUGUGGCACACCAUCUAGCCACAGGAGGACUGGUCUCUCAGAUGCCCAUUCUUGUCCUUGGGAUUUGUAUGUAACUUCACCUCUUGAGACAACUGAAUGGAUCUUUUAUACUUGGGUGGCAUCUGGUAUUGAUGUCCUAUGUAAAAGGUUGUAUAAGUACUAGCAACUGCUAUUUCUUACAGUCAGUUCAGAAAAUCAGUGGCUCCACGUUGUUGUUUAAACCAUCAGUGCUCACAAAUCUGGCUUUCCUUGUUCACACAGUGAGCUGUGUCUUACUGUGAAUUCUGUGCCUUUCACCCCAUUCCAGCUCUCCUCUUGACAUUACCACACGGGGUGUUGUGAUGAGCAGUUUUAUUCUGUGUUUGGAAACAUCUAGCAAUAGCUAAAGAAGAAACACUUGGAACUCUUCAAAGUGCUUUUGGAAUGUGUAUGUGUACUUAUGUAUAUACAUGAUUUAAUGUAUACCUUAUGGCAGCUCUGUAUACAUUAUGAUCUCACUUAUUAAAAUUAAAGUUUCCUAGUUUUAUUGGAAUUUAUAGUUAUGAAAUUGCAAUAUGACUAUAAAAGAUUAUUACAUCUGUAUUGCAUCUGUGUACUUAAUGGUUAAGAAAACAAAUGAUAAAAUUGAAUAUCAGUGAAAUUCAUUUUUAGUUUACAGUUAGGAUAAGUUUUAGACCAAAAAGAAACCAGAGGUAUUCAUUAAAAGAGACUUGGAAAGAUUAGAAAUAUUAAAAGAUAAUGAGAACAUUAUAAGCACAGAAGAAACUUGUAGAAUACAAAUAUAUGUAAUUUGGGGUAGAAAUUGGAGAAGAGCAUCUAAAGACAGUAAUGGCCCAAAGACCUUUGAUAUAGAGUAGUGGUAGAAAUGUGAUUCAUAGACAGUAAGGGUUAAGCAUUUGAAAAAUACAUAUACUUCCUAAAGCAGCUUCAGGGAUCUUCUCCUCAUAUAUAGUAAAAACUUUGUGUAGAAUUAUGUUUUUCACAAUAAUUACUGGAUUGACAAUUAAAUGGGAUUUCACAAUCUUAACAGUGAGAUUUAACUUCUUGAGACAGGCAAGAAAGAGAAUGAAUUGAAUCAAACGUGUCACAGAAUUGUUAUUGGGAAAAGUGGGAUAAAGUACACAAAAAGAACAUGUGAUCUGAGUAUCAGGGUGGAGAGGAAUUUCCUGACAGUGAAAUCUGUUAUGAUGUAGUCUCAUUUCCAAGAAAAGUGUUGAGUUCCAUCCCGUCUAGAAUUUAAGUUGAAAAACUGGACAAAAACCAAAGGAUUUAUCCUGUACUUUCCCUCCCUGGGAGGGGGAAAAAAAAAAAAACAACAGAAAAACCCCACAUGAUCUAACGCAUCUUUACCGUAUCUAUUGUCUAGAAUUCUGUUAGACUUUAAAUUAUGGACUAUUCCUUAGGAAAGAAUAUAGCAGAGUUCCCUUAAUAUAACUAUAUCAUUUGAUUAAUAUGCACAUUUAUUCCCACAGAAUUUACAGUAAACGUGUUUUAGUGAAUAACUAUGUCAACUGCUUGGAUGGGGUAAACUUGGAAUAAUUCACUGAGAGCCCUUUAAGUUUGUAGCAUUAAAACUCAAUUUCUUUUUUAGAGGCCUUCACCAUUUUGGAUUCCUGACAAAUUCUGAUGAAUAAACAAACUCCCUGACCCAUGUUAAGUUCAACAUCCUGCAUUUCAUUCACAAACCAUAUUUUUAAAGGAGAAAGGCUCCACCUGGCCUUUAUUUUUUAAACAAUGAUUUCAAAGGGAAGGUAGGCCUUUCAUAAUUGCUAAUUAUUACAUAUGGGAUUAAUAGACAUAAAUUUACAGUAAACAAAACUUGCACCUGUUCAUAUUAUAAAUAGGAAUUAAAGAGAGUUACUAUAAUAUUCCUAAGUGUAGUUGAGCCAAUUUGUUUCACUGUAGCAAGUGAUAGGGUUCAGAUUUCACUAUGUGUAGUGAAAUGCUAAACAUAAAACAUUAAAUGCCAACAAUUUACUUUAUAUGUUUUGUUUAAUUUGUUUGGCAUAUGCAGUGUGUUGUACCUGAUUUCAUAUCAGGCAUUAAAUUUUAAGUAAAGAUAACCUAAGCUGCUUUUAUUUAGUCAUAAAUUACUGUAUUAAAAUGUGUUAGGUUUAUUUUCAGGUAGGUAUUGAAUACUUUUAUUAACCAAUCAUCCUUCAACUGCAAGUGUCAAAAACUCAAACUAGUGUCAGCAUGAAAGGCAGUUUAUUGACUCCUGUGCUGGGAAGUCCAGGCAUGACUGGGUCCAAACAACAAAGAAGCCAUCUGUCUUUCCAUCUCCCACACUUGACCCUGUUUUUCUUUUUUUUCCCGUGAAUUGGUUUUCUUUGCCAGGCAAACUUUCUCUUUGGGGAUGCCCACUUUGGAGUGGGAGGCAGUGAGGUGAGGAUAGUAGAUGAACGCUUUCGACAGUUUCAGCUUACAUCAUCAUACAAAGCUUGGCAGCAAAUUAUGUAAAACUGGGGGUAAGGGUUUUCAUUUUAACCAGAUUAGAUGACAUUCUAUCCCUGAGCUGAUGAGGAGUUCCCCCAAAGGAAGGGGAAAUUACCAGAAAAAGGAAGGGUGUAGGGAACACUAGAGGAAAGGUGGUUCCUGAGAAGACAAAAGAAACAAACAGAUGUCCAUUGCACAGUUAUUGGAAUUUGAGUAGCAGGGGGUUUCUGAUUUGAAAUCACAUAAGGAGUAAAAUUCAGAAUUAAUCUGCAGGCCUUCAUUGGCUUUAACUAGAGAUUUUAGUUCCUACUUGUGCCAUUGCUGCUGAGUUGCCAUUAUAGGCUUUUUUUUUUAAUGCUUCCCAUUUGUGUUUGACAUUAUGUUGCUGCUGGUUUGAUCAGAUAGAUGCACGGAGCACCAGUCUGUUUCCAGGAUGGAUUUGGAAAUUGCCAGUUUUGUCAACACAUGAGAAAUACUGAUUUUGAAAUUAGAGUUGUACUGGAGGAUAAUGCGUCAAAAAAAUGAAGACUAUUUUAGUAUAAAUAGACCCUUAAACCUCUGAGGAUCUGUACUUCAUUACAAAAUAUUUUCUUUUAACUUUGGUCAGCUGAAAGCUAUCUAAAGUAUGUGUGCGUGUGUUCUUUAAAAUGAACUAAAAUGUGGACAUUUUCCAUAUUGAAGUGUGGUGGGCUGCACUCAUUUUGAACUUCAUAACCAAAUGCACCCUUUAGCCUUUGAUAAGCUGCUACACAAUUCUGCUAUUGCCAGUUUUGUUUUCUUAAUGAAUACAAUACCACUUACUCUUCAUGACUGGGCCCCAACCUAAUUUUACAGCCAUUUCUUUCCUUCAUCUCCACCCUUUAACUUCAGUCUCGUAAAACAACAAAAACACUACCAUAUAUACAUCCCAAGCAUUUCCCCCCCAGAAGUGCCUUUCUCCUUGUUCAUAAUCUCCAUAUGAGCAUAUUCUCCCUACUCUCUGAGACUCAGCUUGACCAGUCAUGGCUGUGAGCCUUUCAUGUAGAAACCAUAGUUAUGUUCACACUGCAUGCGUCUCCUGAUAGGCAGACGCUCAUGCCACACUGGUUGUUAAGUGUUUUUAAUAUCACACUAAUAAUAAGGUUAAUAACUAGUGUAUAUUAAUAAGCUUACUAAAUACCAUGCACUGUUCUGACAAUUGUGAGCCAGCCCUAUGUCUGUCUUGUACAUCUAAGAAAAUAGCAGGAGCCCAGGAGUCUCUCAGGCUGUCAGUGCCCAUCUCAACACCCUUCUCUGAGAUUAACUCACCCUCUGCCUCCCCACUUCCAGAGACAGCCUGCCAUCUCCUCACUCACCUUCACCCUCUCUUUCAUGUUCCUUGCCUCAACCAAGAGUUGGGAUUUGAGCCCACGUGCAUUUGUGAACAGGGGCUCAGGUGGAAAAUGGAACUGAUUCAUAUUAUGGUAGACAGCAUUAUCGAUGGGGUUUACAAUAAAUCCAUUUUACAGAUGAGAAAACCAAGGCAAUAGAGGUUCAAGCUUAUCCUUAGGUCACACUGUUAAAUGAUGAAUGAUGGGUGUUCAAUAUUUGCCUUCUCUUAAUUCCUCUCAGAACCUGGUGUUAUCUUUCUUCCUGUCUAUAUAGUUAUUGCUAAAACUGUUGUUUAAGUGGUCUUGAAGGCCAAAUCUGUGGUUGAUAAUUAUGGCACAAUAUCAAGCAGUUUCUGGCAUAAAGUAAGACCUCAAUAAAGACUGGAUAUUGAGAUAAGUUGGGAGAAGCAGGGAAGCUCUCUAGGUUGAAAACAAAUUUUUAAGGUUUUGUUAUAGAUUGAUAUCUCUCAAUCUAUAGCAAAGCCCCUGACUGAUAAGCUAAUAUUAAUGUCUAAAAGCAUAGAACAUAGGCACCAUUCUAAGCACGUUAAAACUGUUAAUCACUGAUUGCUCACAAUCCAGUGAAGUAAGUACUGCUGUUUCAUUGACUCUGCAAUGUCAUUAGUGAUAAGAUGUGCCAUUUUAUUAACAGAAAACAAUGCUGCCAAUUAAACUGUGACAAUGCUUUUUAGAAAAUGUAGAAUGCCUAUGCAAAAAGCUCUGUUAGGUGUUUUAUUUCAAUAAACCUCAGACUUUGUCAAUUGUAAGACAUACCAUUUUGUAUAGCACUAAGAAUAAAAAUACAAGGCUCAACAA
Messenger RNA from Cervus elaphus (red deer), 6495 nucleotides. It is a transcript of the gene ZNHIT6, whose product is annotated as zinc finger HIT-type containing 6. Gene Ontology annotation, cellular component: pre-snoRNP complex; nucleus. The transcript is spliced from 10 exons. The record is from RefSeq and is a predicted model, not a curated record. NCBI's taxonomy places the organism in Eukaryota, Metazoa, Chordata, Mammalia, Artiodactyla, Cervidae. Gene Ontology annotation, biological process: snoRNA localization; box C/D snoRNP assembly; maturation of LSU-rRNA from tricistronic rRNA transcript (SSU-rRNA, 5.8S rRNA, LSU-rRNA). Bases 177 to 1598 code for a protein of 473 amino acids.